Mytilus californianus (California mussel) is the source of this 3275-nucleotide messenger RNA. RefSeq lists its product as uncharacterized. The coding region runs from base 57 to 1331 and encodes 424 amino acids. Lineage: Eukaryota; Metazoa; Mollusca; Bivalvia; Mytilida; Mytilidae. The transcript is spliced from 5 exons. The record is from RefSeq and is a predicted model, not a curated record.
GGUAGCGGAAUCCUCCGAGGGUCCUCCGCGUUAUUUCGUUUUUCGUCUUCAGCAGCAUGGCAUGUCUUAAGGAACCAGACUCAGAAACAGAAAUCGCCAGACGCGAAGUUUCCAAGAAUUAUCUAGGGUUGUAUAGUCAUUUACCAAAUUGUGUAUCCCACUGGGAACGAUAUCACGUAGAAAACUUUCUUCACAUUUACUAUGAAAAGAAUAGUAGCAAACUGUCGGAUGUUCUCGAGAAAAUCCCCAAAAUAAACAAUUUGAGCAGUCAGCAGAAGAAGUACAUUGAGAUUUUGAAAAACACAAAUUUCGGUCCUAAUAUCGGACUUAAAAGAACAGCUUACGCUCACUCAAAGACCACAGAACUUCUUGAUGAAGCGGUGAAGGAGCUGAAGGCCAGCAUUCCUAUAAUCAACUCAAGUUUGACUUCUGAAAAUGGAUCACUUAUAUAUACCCGAAUGAAGGAUUAUAUCACUGUACUGAGAUGGUUUGUAAAUACAAGUCACCAGAAAUCAAAGACUUAUACUGUAUAUGCUAAAAGCCUUUUCAAGACUCCUUUUAUUUCUGAAGAAACAUACACCAGAAUUGUAUCAGCAUUUGCAGCCAUGUGUGGAUUACGAAUUGAAAAUGGUACUGCAGAUAAUCCGGCUGUAUGGGAUAAUUUGAGAGGAAUUGGUAAAUUAGUUAUCUCAAAGCCAGACUUUAGAUUUCAUUGUACAGGAGAAGACUUUUCUGAUGUUCAUAGUAAUUUAUUUACUGUUAUAAAGGUAAAGAAUAAAGGCCAGUAUGCAGAAGAAGAAAAAUUGAAAAGGAAACAACAGGAGGAUUCAGAAAAGAGAGCAAAAAGGAGACGUUAUACUGUCUCAUCUUCCUCUUCCUCUACACCAACUUCACCAACUGAGUCUGAUGAACAUAGGUGCUAUUCUGAGGCACUGAAACAAAACCCACUCCAAACUGAAAAAAGUUUCAAACCUAGGAUAGAGAUAGAUGUUGGGAUGCAUACCUUAGGACAGCAUGCUGGAGAACUCUUGCUAGAUCUGCACAACUACAUGGAACGACAUUCAGAUGUAAAAAAUGAAAAACCAUCAACACUAACUAUGCCUGGAAUGAUUAUUGAUAAAACAAUGGUGUACAUUACUCUUCUAGAAAUGUCCUAUCAGCAUUAUGAAAAACUUGCUCGGGCUGAACAGCUGACAAGUGAAGACAGAGCUACCAUAUAUUAUUCAGCACCUCAUAGUAUUUUUGACAAGGAGGAUAGUUUCAUUUUAUUCAAUACUAUGGUAUACCUGAAUAACAUAAAAUCAAUUAUGAAAUGGGAUAAAUCAACAUAAUGUUGCUGUUGAUGGUGGCAGUAGGCCAGAAUUUCUUUUCAACUGUCCUACUUCCCCUGAAAAAAAAAGGUCCAUCCCUUAAAAAAUAUUGAAAUUUCAUGUCAACAGCUAUUUUUAUGCCUCAACUACAUAUAUGUUCCUGCUGAUGAUUUUGAAAUCUUUAAUGGGCCUUCAGGGUUUAAGCUUAUUUGAUAUAUCAACAGAGAGACGGAUUUAUGGAGUUUUAAAUAUCAUACUUAUAAGAGCCCCACAUCUUGGAUGUUGUUACCUGAUUGUUUUCACUUUUGUCAGUCUAUUUGUCCAUCUGUCAACAGUUUUUGUGAGCAUACAAUCUCCAUAACUAUAAAAAGAGUGAACUGAAAUUUUGUACAUUCAGUAAUUACCAUGUAAAGAUAUGCAUUAUAAGAUUUGGUAAAAAUAAAUAAUUACUUUUCCCCCAAAAUUUUUAUACGGCCGCCAAAAAAUUUGCGGUCAUUUAUUGCUAUCACGUCUUCAACGUCGUCGUCGACCAAAGACAUUUCGUUUUCAGACAAUAACUUUAGUAUUAAUAAAUAGAAAUCUAUGAAAUUUAAACAUAAGGUUUAUAACCACAAAAGGAAGGUUGGGAUUGAUUUUAGGGGUUAUGGUCCCAACAGUUUAGGAAUUAGGGGCCAAAAGAGGGCCCAAAUAAGCAUUUUUCUAGUUUCAUGACAAUAACUUGUGGAACAGUGUAUGGAUCUCUCUGAAAUUAUACCACAAGUUUCCAUACCACAAAGGGAUGUUUAGGAUUGGCUUUGGGGGGUUAUGGCUCAAACCGUUUUUUUUUUUUAAAUUCACAAAUUUUGAGUAUCAAUAUUGGUGUGCAAAAUUUACAAAUAUACAAAUGGGGAACUGAAAAUUUUGUACAUUUAUGAAUUACUUAUAAAGAUAUUUAUAUUAAAUUUUGGCAGAAUUGAAAAAAAAAUAAUGAAGUCUUUUUGAGCGCCAUGCCACAAUAAGUGGCUGAUGCUCUAUAGUGAUCAGUUUGUCAAUGUGUUUUUGGUUAUUAUCAUGAAUAUUAUUGAAGAUAAAGAUAAACUGUGAACAGAAAAAAUGAAAAAAGUUACUAUGAACAAAAUUGUCAAUUGACCCCUUAAGGAGUUAUUGCCCUUUAAAGACAAUUUUCCACAAUUUGUUCAUCAUGUUUGUUUACUUUAAAAACUCUUCUUCUCUGAAACUACUGAACCAAUUGAAGCCAAACUUAUAUUGAAUGAUCCUAAGGAUAUCUUGUAUAAAGUUUGUGUUUUAUUAAGAGUUUCAUAAAAAAAAAACAUGGCUGCCAUGGCUAGAAAUAGAACAUAAGAGUAAAAUGCAGUUUUUGGCUUAUAUCUCAAAAACUAAAGCAUUUAGAGCAAAUCUGACGGAAGUAAAAGUGUUCAUUAGGUCAAGACCUACCUGCCAUGAAAUUUUCAGACAAGUCGGACAACCGAUUUUUUGGUUGCUGCCACUAAAUUUGUUAUUUUAAGAAAAUUUUGCAGUUUUUGGUUAUCAUGAAUAUUAUUAGUCCCCUACCAACAAAGUCGAGGGGACUUUAGAUUUGCACUCCGUCUGUCUAUCCGUCUGUUCGUCUGUCCAUUCGUCAGUCAGGCAAAUCAGUUUUCCACACUUUUUUCAUUCGUUCUUGUAGAUAUUGAUUUGAUAUUUGGUAUAUAGUUUUAUCAUGACAAGUUAUAGAUCAAGUUCGAAUUUGGUUCUCGUCUGAUGAUUUAGUCCAGAGUUAUCAUGGUCCAUAUCUAAUGUUUAAAUACUACAUUUUGUAUGUUAAACCAUAUUUCUGUACAAAGGGAGAUAACUCAUUUUUUAAAAGACAUUUUUUGGUAAAUUGUUUCUUUGAUAAUUUGUAUAAACUAAUUUUAUGAAUGUUUUUAUAUAUGUAAAAUUUGUUUAUGAAGUGAAAUUCUUUAAUUAGAUAAUAAUCUAUUUUUA